AUGCAGUGGGUAGUGAGGCUAUGCUUCCUCUCCUUGUUGCUUCACCUGGCGUUGACACAGAGAAGUCAAUCAAGUGCAUCGCCUCCUCUUCCUCCGCCUACUCCGACACCGAGUCAAAGCAAAUUCUUCGCCCACUAUGUGAUGGAUCGAAGCACUCUGUUGCUGCGACGGAAGAUAUUCAUCUACAAGAAUGAAUUGUACACGCCAUGGUCGGAGUGGAGUAAUUGUUCGACAAGGGACUGCACGGAGUUGCGCUAUCGUCAGUGUUUGAAUGACUCCUAUGAGAGUUGGAUUCCAAAUCUCUUUCAAACAAAUAACUGUCCCUUUCAGUUUAUAGCGGAGACAAGAAGGUGUACAAAUGAUGCUGGGUGCCGUAAAGAGGCCCCUUCAAAACUUUUAAAAGAAUUAUCAAGCACCUGUGGAAAGCGGCCCAAUUUUAAGGGCAAACGUGGCGUUUCACCAAAGAUUCUUGGUGGUCGUGAGGCCAAACCGCACAGUUGGCCUUGGCAAGUGGCCUUGUACGUGCGACCUCUCGUUGUGGAAGGCAGGUCUUUACGUUCUCCCGCCAUUGAAUCGCCCUUCUGUGGAGCCACACUGAUCGCACCUUCGUGGCUUAUCACAGCAGCCCACUGUCUCAGUGAAUUAGUUCCUGACAAGGUGCUCACAGUGGGCCAUUUUUUCUCCGUAGAGGAGGAGCUGGAGCAGACUAUUCGUGCUAGAAUUGGUGAUCACGUCCGCGGCAAAAGGGAUGGGUCGCAUGAGGUCACCCGCCAAAUCGAAUUGGCAAUCAUCCAUCCGGACUAUCGGAGGGGAUUCUCGGAGCAGGGUUUCGAUGUAGCCCUGCUAAAAUUGGAUCAGCCUGUGGAGUUUGGUGACAAGGUGAGCUCAAUUUGCAUUCCAAAUAGAAGCCUUCAUUUGCCCGAAGGUCAAAUAUGCUAUGCAGCUGGUUGGGGCGCCACGGCACCAGACACCGCGGUCCUCCCCGAGCCGCUCGGAUUUAUUGACUUCUUCUCAGGGGGUCUCUUUCCUCGACCUUGCGGUUUAGGACAAACCCUAGCCUCCAAUCGUAGAUGUCGUGGACCCAGACAACCAUUGCGUUUGCUCGAAGUUGACUUGCCGCUUGUCUCAUUGCAACGGUGUCGUAGGACCUUCCGUAAUCUUCGAGAAUGGGUUCACAUUUGUGCUGGAGAGAAAGGAAAAGACACCUGUCGCGGUGACAGUGGUGGUGGACUCUUUUGCCAAAAUCCCGAGGACGGAAGGUGGUACAUCUACGGCGUGACAAGUUUUGGCUCCGUUCUGGGUUGUGGUGAACACUACGGCGUGUAUGCAUGCACUCGUGGAAUUUCUGAUUGGAUCCAUGAGAACGUCAAAUAG
Messenger RNA from Echinococcus granulosus, 1374 nucleotides. Its product is annotated as Enteropeptidase. Gene Ontology annotation, biological process: proteolysis. The transcript is spliced from 5 exons. NCBI's taxonomy places the organism in Eukaryota, Metazoa, Platyhelminthes, Cestoda, Cyclophyllidea, Taeniidae. Gene Ontology annotation, molecular function: serine-type endopeptidase activity. Bases 1 to 1374 code for a protein of 457 amino acids. The record is from RefSeq and is a predicted model, not a curated record.